UAACACUUCUUAAUACCUCUUGAUUUUUCUCUGGUGUUACUAACCCUUCAAAACUCAAUCCAGGCUGUUAGUCAGAAUUCGUCUGGGACGGGAAGAUGGUGCAGAAAGAUGUCAUCCAGAAGGCGGAGGAACUGGUGCAGAGAGCCAUGAAGUCGAACGAUGCAUCUCAUGAUGCUGCACAUGCAUUCAGAGUGCGAGACCUCGCUCUUUCUCUCGCCCGCGAAGAAGGCCUCUCUUCCUCUCCCGACUCCAUGUUGACUGUGGAACUAGCUGCUCUUCUGCAUGAUAUAGGUGACUACAAAUACGUGAGGGACCCAUCUGAGGCAAAAAUCGUAGAGGAAUUCCUUGACCAUGAAGGGAUAGAGGAUAGCAUGAGGAUAGAUGUUUUGAAGAUCAUAAAAGGAAUGGGGUUCAAAGAAGAACUUGAAGGUCAAACAAAUGGUAUUUCUUCACUGGAAUUUCAGGUUGUGCAAGACGCAGAUCAACUUGAUGCAAUUGGUGCCAUAGGAAUUGCAAGAUGUUUUACAUUUGGUGGAAGCAGGCAUAGCGUUCUUCAUGAUCCUAAAAUUCUUCCCAGGUCAGAUCUUUCCAAGGAAAACUACAUGAACAAAGAUGAGCAGACAACUAUUAACCAUUUUCAUGAGAAGCUUCUCAAGUUGAAGGACUUGAUGAAAACUCAGGCUGGGAAGAGGAGGGCUGAAAGAAGGCACAAAGUUAUGGAAGAUUUUCUUAGAGAGUUUUAUGAAGAGUGGGAUGGCAAUGCUUGAACAAAUCCAUGUUUUUGAAUGUGUAUAACUUUUGCAGGUGUACACAUAAGAAAUACUUAUCUCAACCUUACUGACAGUUUGGACCAGGAUGGACUGCAAGUCCACAGCUGGAUUAGUUUUGGAUUGUUUGAUGUGCCUCUGAACUUUUAAAAGCAUUUCAAUGUUAGAUUGCUAAUCCUUUCUCUCAUGACUUUUGGAUAUGUUCGGUUUGGUUUGGUUUGGUUCGGUUUGGUUCGGUUCAUUACCAUGCAUAGAGAAAGAAGGAUGGUUUCAUAUUUGAUGUCCA
Messenger RNA from Cuscuta epithymum, 1053 nucleotides. The record is from the annotation of a GenBank genome assembly. Lineage: Eukaryota; Viridiplantae; Streptophyta; Magnoliopsida; Solanales; Convolvulaceae.